Messenger RNA from Hyalella azteca, 1011 nucleotides. RefSeq lists its product as uncharacterized. Bases 1 to 1011 code for a protein of 336 amino acids. The record is from RefSeq and is a predicted model, not a curated record. Lineage: Eukaryota; Metazoa; Arthropoda; Malacostraca; Amphipoda; Hyalellidae. The transcript has a single exon.
AUGGCAGAGUCAGAGUCUGACAUGCCUAACAGCGAUGAUGAGAACAUUGUCCCGGAAACUCCGACACAAGAUCCUGCUGGCCCUCUCCGGCAAUCUGGACUCCAAGCAUCUUCGGAUGAAGACAUCACUGGCCAUCGACCCAAGACUAAGGUGCUAGAAAAUAAUGGAACAACUAGAACUAGGUCAAGCAUGGACGUACAAGAAGGGUCCCCUAAUACCAGAAGGCACAAACGGCAGAUCGGCACUGAAUCUGAACAAGAAUCAGACAGCUUGAUCCAACCAACAGCUACUCCUGCUAACGCUAACACCAUUAAAGCUCCUAGAUUGUCUGCCAAACGAACUCAAUACAAAUCAUUUCCAACCAAUGCAACUGAUAAAUCAUCUGGAAACAACAACACAGUGAUAAUCAAACAACUGUCUCCGGACACAAGAAAAAUCUCAUUGGACCCCAUCUCAGUGGCAAGAGAACUACAAAAAGUAAUCCAUGAUUCCUCAAUCCAUGAUGUCCGCAUUAACAAGAGGCGCAAUAUUGUUGCAGUGGAAUUCAAACCCUCUGAAAAACAGGAAGAAGAAAAACUCCUUUCAAUAACCAAACUUGGGAACUGGCAAGUAAAAUGUUACAGACCAACUUUGGAUCUUAUCAACUCGUGCUCGGGUGUCAUUGGACCAGUGGGUCUGGACGUCAACCUAGAAGAGCUCUUAGACCUACAGAAACAACCCUGCAAAAUAGUCAAGAUAACUAGACUGCCAAAAUUUUCUGGAUCACUGAAAGAAGAGUCCAUGGUCCUAAAAGUGGAUUUUGAAGGAAAGCAACUCCCAGAAAAAGUCCUCUUUGGCUUCAUUGCAUACAAAGUUAGAGUCUACAACCCACCCCCACUCAGAUGCUACAGAUGUCAAAAACCAAGACACCUCUCCAGUGGAUGCACAGCACCCGUGCGCUGCCUGCUCUGCGCAGGAAACCAUUCCAAAGAAGUAUGCACAUCAACAACAUAUAAAUGUGNAGCCACAUGA